UCAAAAAGCACAGCAUCUCUUCCAAUGCAAAGGCUCCCGGAAUCACGGGACCGCUGUAACAAUCGCUGUCUCGGAGCACUGGAGCCGAUGGUGGGCACCAUGACCACCUAGCAGGACUGAGAUGCUAAGGAUUCCGAUAGAUUCACCUCAAGUCAGUGUGUAAAAUCAGCUUUGAAUAACCGUGACAAUCUGAAAAUAGUAAUAAAUGUCAGGAGAGUGCUGGUUAGACACAUAGAGGAUAAAAACAAAUCGUGGACGCGAAUUAAUCUUCUAUGCUGGGAUGGGAAAGACAAGCUGUCGUUUGCUAACAGCAAUUUCAAAGGGACAAAUUCAGCUAGACUUAAUUUACGUAACCUACACUUUGCGUAAAUCGAGCGGCGCACGUACGCAGUUCUUCAUUUCAACCGUUUUUUUAUUAAUGUUUCCGAUGUCAGUAGAAACGGUGAAUUAUUUACAGCUGUUCUCGGAAAACGGAGAAUAUAUUAUCUUUCAGAGUGUCUGCAUAUAAGAAAAUGCAGCUCAUGCUGAUGGAAUUGCCCUGACAAAAACCGAAAGAAACGAGGAAAUACCCAGAUAUCCUUAUAAAUUAACCGCGGAUUUCUGCCUGCUGGUCAUACCCAGGCUCAACGAUCAUCUGCGUGGCAAUUUUGACUGACCUGAUGAGGACAACUGAGGGAGAUGGAACGUAACAGACUAUUCAACUUCACUAUUUGCCUCAUUUCAAAGAUAACCCACUUGUGCUGAGCACGACUAUAGCCGCUCGUCCACCCCAACCUUUUCACAGCCCCCAUUCCUGUCCUCCCAUCUUGUUCCCUCCUCUGAAUCAAACAGUUUCACUUGUUUGUCCUCUAUGUUUUAAUUUACUUUACCCUUCACCUGUGACGAAACACAAAGGAGGUUAACCGGUGAAGUAAAUAAGGAAAGAGAAAGAGACAUGUAUCUCACCUAUUCUUGUAAACGUGACUGGGGCCAUGCCCGCAAUUCAGAAAUUACCCACACGCUCUUCAUUUUCUGGUUGACACUUUGGAUCACAGUGGCCUCAUGCCAACGCAUCGAUCCUGGUACGAAGUAUCCCACUGUGACAACGAACUACGGCAAGUUGCGUGGGAUCAAAAAAGAGCUCAACAACGAGAUUCUGGGUCCAGUAGAGCAGUACCUGGGUGUCCCAUACGCCACAGCGCCGAUCGGAGACCGCCGCUUCCAGCCACCUGAAGCUCCUGGGUCCUGGCAGGAAGUGCGUAACGCCACGCAGUUCUCCCCUGUGUGUCCGCAGAACUUGCAUGGUGUUUUGCCUGAGAUUAUGCUGCCCGUUUGGUUUACCGACAGUUUGGACGUAGCCGCCACCUACAUCCAGAAUCAGAGUGAAGACUGUCUGUACCUCAACAUCUAUGUUCCCACAGAAGACGGUCCACUCACAAAAAAACAUGAUGAAUCAACACUGAACCGGCCACGAGAUGAAGACAUCCGUGACCGAAGGAAGAAACCUGUCAUGCUGUUCAUUCACGGUGGCUCUUAUAUGGAAGGAACUGGAAACAUGUUUGAUGCCAGCGUGCUUUCUGCAUACGGCAAUGUCAUUGUAGUCACCAUGAACUACAGACUGGGGGUUCUGGGUUUCCUCAGCACAGGAGAUCAGUCUGCUAAAGGUAACUAUGGCCUGUUGGAUCAAAUCCAGGCCCUGCGCUGGCUAAAUGAGAAUAUUGGACACUUUGGUGGCGACCCUGAGCGGAUCACUAUCUUUGGCUCUGGUGCUGGAGCAUCUUGUGUCAACCUGCUAAUCCUGUCACACCACUCUGAGGGGCUGUUUCAGAGAGCCAUUGCUCAGAGUGGAUCAGCCAUCUCUAGCUGGUCCAUCAAUUACCAGCCCUUGAAAUACACCAAGAUUCUGGCACGUAAAGUGGGAUGUACAUAUGGGGAGACCCCAGACCUGGUGGACUGUCUCCGCCGAAAAAACUUUAGAGAGCUGGUGGAUCAAGACAUCCAACCAGCCCGCUAUCAUAUUGCAUUUGGACCUGUUGUGGAUGGAGAUGUUGUGCCAGAUGACCCUGAGAUCUUGAUGCAGCAGGGGGAGUUCUUGAACUACGACCUUUUGAUUGGUGUUAAUCAAGGUGAGGGACUAAAGUUUGUGGAUGAUGGGGGCACUGAGAGUGAGGAGGGAAUUUCAGCGGCAGCCUUUGACUACACCAUCUCCAACUUUGUAGACAACCUCUAUGGAUACCCUGAAGGUAAAGACAUUUUGAGAGAGACUAUUAAGUUCAUGUACACAGACUGGGCAGACCGAGACAACGGCGAUAUGCGGCGGAAGACUCUUCUCGCACUAUUCACUGAUCAUCAAUGGGUGGCGCCAGCCAUCGCUACUGCCAAGCUUCAUGCUGAGUACCAGUCUCCCGUCUACUUCUAUACAUUCUACCACCACUGCCAAACAGAGACAAGACCCGAAUGGGCUGAUGCGGCACACGGGGAUGAGAUUCCGUAUGUGUUUGGGGUGCCCAUGAUCGGUGCUACAGAUCUUUUCCCUUGCAACUUUUCCAAAAAUGAUGUCAUGCUUAGUGCUGUAGUCAUGACAUACUGGACCAACUUUGCUAAGACCGGGGAUCCCAACUUACCUGUUCCUCAGGACACCAAGUUCAUUCACACCAAGCCCAAUCGCUUUGAGGAGGUGAUCUGGACCAAGUUCAACUCUAAAGACAAGCAGUAUCUCCACAUCGGCCUUAAACCUCGUAUCCGUGACAACUACCGUGCUAACAAGGUUGCCUUCUGGCUGGAAUUGGUUCCACACCUCCACAAUCUCCACGAGGAGCUCCUGAGCUCCACCACAACUCGGUUGCCUCCGGGGGCUGCCCGUACUCCACACUGGAAGGGCCUGGUACCUCGUACGACACGCCAUCCCUUUCCUACAUUCCCUUCAGAACCAGAUCCAGACGGUUCAGAGCCUCCCAGAUUUUCACCCUUCCCAAACGACAUCCGGGACUACUCCACUGAAUUGAGCGUGACGGUAGCUGUUGGUGCCUCUCUGCUCUUCCUCAACAUCCUUGCCUUUGCGGCACUUUACUACAAACGGGAUAAACGUCAUGAGAUGCGACGGCACCGACUCUCCCCGCAGCGUGGCGUGGCCGCCAAUGAUUUAGCACACAGCCAAGAAGAGGAGAUUAUGUCACUGCAAAUGAAGCAUUCGGAGCAUGACGCGCAUCAUGACAUGGAGCCAUUGCGGCCACAUGAUAUUUUACGACCUGCGUGCCCACCCGACUACACGUUGGCCCUAAGACGGGCGCCUGACGAUGUUCUGCUUAUGACCCCUAAUACCAUUACCAUGAUUCCUAGUACCAUCACCGGCAUGCAAUCCCUUCAUGCUUUCAACACCUUCCCCACAACCACUGGCCACAACAACACCUUGCCCCACCCUCACUCUACCACCCGUGUAUAGUACCGGCCCGAAACAAUUGCAUAUCCAGAUUUCGCUAUCUGUCCAAACUUUGAACAAGUGUAUUCUGUUCUCUGCCGUCGUAACAGACAAAUAUCAGAGGACUGCUAUGCGUUGUGCACACUUAUAGAGGUGUGUUUGUUGACUCUACAGUAAGCAUCAGCAAGCAGUGACAAGUCAUUUGUCUUUUACUGGAUUUCAAGUUGCUGUUUGUUUAUCCACAAUGCCCUUAAAUAGACAGGGAUAUUUCUGAAGUAGUGACUGGUUGAUGAGUGACAAAUAAUCCGAUAUAAGGGGAAAUAAUACAAUUUUUCCCCACUUCUCUUACUGAAGUGGCAGAGUGCAGAUAUCAUGUUUUCCAUAUACUUUCAUUGGCUUUUAUCCGUCUUUGUUAUUCCAUCACAGUGCUGUCACUACCAAAUCAUGCGUCUCUCCUGUGAGCACUGUUUGAAUGUGAUCUGUAAUCUUGAAUUAUGUCGUACAUGAGUUGUAGGGGCAUUCGCUAAGAACAAAAUGUUGUGUUUACCUGCAGUCUUGUGUCAAGUAUUCAAUUAUACCUUGUAACAACAGAUACAGAGAAUGAGAAAACAUGAUAAAGUCUGACAGGAGACAAAACAAAAGUGCCAACCUACUCUCUCUUUCUCUCUCUAUCUCUCUUUCUCAAAUGUUUUUAUGACAUUACAUCACACGUAUUUGAUUUACCUGUGUGUUAUUUCGUAGGCUGAUUUUUGUAUGUACAGAUAUAUAGACAAAUAUAUAAAGAAUGAUAUAUAUUUACAUGGAUUUCUCAGUGGGAUCUAUGCAUGAAAUAUUUUUAAAGCAACAAAUACACUGAGCUGAAAACCCUUAAA
Molecule: messenger RNA, 4269 nt
Organism: Triplophysa dalaica
Lineage: Eukaryota; Metazoa; Chordata; Actinopteri; Cypriniformes; Nemacheilidae
Gene: nlgn2a
Product: neuroligin 2a
Exons: 9
Coding region: 935-3421 (828 amino acids)
Biological process (GO): presynaptic membrane assembly; neuron cell-cell adhesion; synaptic vesicle endocytosis
Cellular component (GO): synapse; cell surface; postsynaptic specialization membrane
Molecular function (GO): signaling receptor activity; neurexin family protein binding
Source: RefSeq, a predicted model, not a curated record